AACGUAUAGAAAAUGUCGAUGUAAAUAAUUAUUAGUUUUACGCGUCUCAAUUACAUUUAGUGAAAUAAUGUGUGAAAAUGGUGAAAAUUCUUAAAAAGUUAUAGUACAGUUAAAUGGAUAUAACUCACUUUUUAAUAAGGUCAUUCCCGCAACAAGAGGCUAAGGAGUAACACUAGCUGACUGGAAGAUAUUUCACCCAACGAAGAAACCACAAAUUCUGCGCGAUGGACCCCAGUAUUCUCGCAGCCAUGGACAAAGAGGCACUGAAAAAGCAGAUCGAAAACAUGAAAUACCAAGCCUCCAUGGAGCGCUGGCCGCUAUCAAAAAGCAUUGCUGCAAUGAGGGAAUAUGUAGAGGAAAAUGAGAAAAACGACCCCCUCAUACACGCGCCUGACAAGAAAAACAACCCUUGGGCCGAAAAAGGCAAGUGUGUCAUCAUGUAAUCAUAAAUAGGAACUAAAAUAUCACCAGAUUCUAAAAUAUACAAUCACAUAAAGGAUGAAGAGUAUAAUAUCACAAGGGAGUUGCUCAAGAUAAUCAAGGUUUUGGAUGACAGUCACGAAGGACCAUCGGGCCAAAGCCUUUUGAUGGAUUCGAUUUCGUUCGUAAUUUGCUUUCACCAUUUCUAGUCUGUUCAGAAGAGUGUACAUUUUGACUGCGAAGGAUGUACUUAUGAAUGUUUCGUUGAAAUUUAAAAUGGUUGUAAAUACGUUAAAUUUUGUAUUUCUAGUAAUAGAAUGUUUGGUCGGAUCAAUCGGUAGAGCUAACGGGGUGGCUAAUAAAUGAAAGUUAAAAUGUAAUGAGAAUAUAAACAAAAAUUAAAUGUGUUACAGCCGUGGUGUUCUGUUUUCGUAUAUUAAGAUUUGAGAAUUUAUUUUAAUCUCAGGUAUUGGGAAUAGCUUCGAUGGAUAUUUGAGUUGAAUCAGUUACCUAUAUUUUAAUGUCAGAACCCAAGCGGUUCCAUGCAAAAACAAAGCAACUUCCUCUUCCAUUAAUUUGUAUGGAAUUGCUGUGGAUUCUAAACUUCACGUAUGUUAUGUCAACUUUUAACUGAUCGUCGAAACUUUGCCAUCGAAACAUAGCAUAAACAACAUUUAAAUGUGAUAAUUCUCUGAGCUCAUGAAUUUUCGCAUUUAAAUAUAUAAUUAUAUUAUAUAAUAAUAAAUCUAUAGGGCAUCGCAUGUCACAACUUAACAAAUGUUGGCGCAUCACACGUUAGGAAUGUUAUGGUUAAAAUUGGCAAUAAAAGGUGUGUAGAUGAUGAGAUCGUGUUUAAAUAUAGAUUAGUGAAAGAAAACUAAAUGUAAGGUAACUGAAUAAAAACAACAUAAUCUUGUUCGAAACCGAAGUAUUGUUAAGCUGAAUUAGGAUACUUUUUUAUGAACACGGGUACAUUCUGCAGUGCCAUUAUCUAAACUUAGCGAUCUAUCUUCUAUUCUACUUUCAAUACCAUAUUCAAUAUUAGGCUUUACCCCUUCGUCAUUUUCCGCUUUUAUAUUCUACAAGUUUACUGUUUUGUUCCCCUCGUUAGGUUUGUCUACAAUUUUAACGUAGCAUUCGAUUAGAAUAGCAUAAUUCAAAAUUAAAUUGAAAAUAAUCUACCUAAGUCGUUGAAAGUUAAUUCGAUCAAUGCAAACUAUCGUAGUUUCCAAAUAAACUUCUUCUAAAUUAUCUCUUAAGAUUUCUCGGAUGAAGACCCUGAAAUGUUUUUAAAGCUAAUGCUUUAAGAAAAUCUCUGGGUUUAUUUAAAGUGUUAGUGGGGGAACCGUCUCAGAGUCCUCGUCCUAAGUAGCACUAAUCUAUUCCAUUUAAAAGGAUUAACUAAAUCCUACUUUGAUUAAAAUAGAAAAGUUUAAAAACUUAUGCACUGUAGAUAAUUUAGUAUAAAAAUAAAAAUCUAACCUUACACUAAAAAAUCUCUAUAAAUUUUAAAAUCUCUUACCCCUUUACCAUAUCUAGAAAUGAAUUACGAGAAAUCAUUCUGGCUGUGAGUAAUUCCAGUUUGUUUAGAUGCUUCACUCAUCUAUCAGUCAGUCAAUGAAUUUUUUAUACGAAGAAAAUGCUAACACCGACAAUAAUUAUUCAUGUUCACGAUUAAUUUGUCUUAGGGCUUCUACAACUCUUUAAGAAGGUCAGUAUUUUUGCGUGUUGGUUGAAUGAACGCAGCUAGAAUUGAAACCCGUGAAUGAACUUAACGAAAUCAAUAACAACCGCGACAAACUUAGUUUCUCUUCAUCUCUAAUGUUAUUAGAAAAAUGUACACACAAAAAUGUAUGAUCUUUUAAAGACUGUGCUAAGUAGAAGCAACGAAUAUCAGGUAUAGAUAAUGCACCACCAAAUUGUAACCUAAGUCAAUUUUUCAUACGUACGCUAACUCGUUCUUAGCCACAACUCCCUUCUGUUCUCCUUCUGUCUCAUCACUUAGUUCUCUCUUAGCUACGAUAGUCUUAACUUAGGUUUAGCAAGUAAUUAGUAGACCUAGGUAUAAAUAAGAAACAAGAGAGUUGUUUGUUAAUCUAAUUAUACUAAAAAUGCAAUUCAGAAAAUUAAUCUUAGACAUAAUUAAAUAAAAAAAAAGUGUAAUCGUCUAUAUAAAAAUUACAUAGUUAAAAUUAAGAACUUGGGAUUACCUUUCGAUGGCAAAGUUUCUGAUUAUUGUAUGAUUUAUGUGGAAUGGGAGCUAUUCUCGAAAUAUCGGUAUUCCGCUAAGUUGUUAUCGUUUGUUUUAAUUUAUUGAUUUUAAUCUAAGUUUUGUGAAACCAAAGAUUUCCUUGUGUGAUUCAAUUAGUUCUGUGAUUUUGAAGAUGCAAUGACAUUUUGAUAACAUCAUCAGAUGUCAUUUGGACGUCAUUGCAUCGUCACUGUCACAUUUUUAAGCUAAGAAUAAACUUAAACAGUAAUUUUUAAUGGAUCAAUCCAAAAUUUAAUAACUAGAUAAGGUGAUAUUGGAAAUGAUUUUUUUAGAAUCAAUAGGUUAAGGUAUCGUAUGUUAUUAUUAAUAUGUAAACAGUAAUCACUGAAAUAAAUGAAAAUCUGUA
Molecule: messenger RNA, 3038 nt
Organism: Cydia pomonella (codling moth)
Lineage: Eukaryota; Metazoa; Arthropoda; Insecta; Lepidoptera; Tortricidae
Gene: Ggamma30A
Product: guanine nucleotide-binding protein subunit gamma-e
Exons: 4
Coding region: 225-443 (72 amino acids)
Biological process (GO): phospholipase C-activating G protein-coupled receptor signaling pathway; sensory perception of taste
Cellular component (GO): heterotrimeric G-protein complex
Molecular function (GO): G-protein beta-subunit binding
Source: RefSeq, a predicted model, not a curated record